CAUACUCGCUUCGCGGACGGGGAAUUUUAUAGAUAUUCAUGUUAAUAAUAAUCGCGCUGUCAUUUGACCUCGUAAUCUAGAAUAAAUUAUAUAAAAGUACUCAAAGAGAUAGUUGGCGCAAUCAAUGUGGCUUACAGUAGUCAGUAAGCAAGUUCGGGUUACUUUUUCUCGAUAACUUUUGGUGUUUAGUAGGUUCUAAAGGUUCAUAUUCGGAACUGUUCAAUUCUUUGAUAUAGAUUCUUAGUAAAGUAAUUAAUUUUUAAAGAUAAAAUGAAAUUAAGCGUGAGUUUCUUGUUUGUGCUUUGCUGCUUCUUGUCGGUGGUAGUGGCCAGAAACGAAGACGUAUGCUCGCAGCCUCUUAUAAUUGGAACCUGCCGGGCCCGGAUUCCCCUGUACUACUUCGACUCGAAAACAAAUAGUUGCGAAAAGUUCGAAUACGGAGGAUGCGAUGGAAACGAUAAUCAGUUUGCGACGUUAGAUGAGUGCAAAAAAGCUUGUAUGUAGGCAUUUCAAUAAAAAAAUAAGAAAGAAAUCAAAAAA
This is a messenger RNA of Hermetia illucens (black soldier fly), 540 nucleotides long. Its product is annotated as PI-actitoxin-Aeq3c-like. NCBI's taxonomy places the organism in Eukaryota, Metazoa, Arthropoda, Insecta, Diptera, Stratiomyidae. The transcript has 2 exons. Gene Ontology annotation, molecular function: serine-type endopeptidase inhibitor activity. The record is from RefSeq and is a predicted model, not a curated record. The coding region runs from base 271 to 504 and encodes 77 amino acids.